Messenger RNA from Galendromus occidentalis (western predatory mite), 1650 nucleotides. It is a transcript of the gene sad, whose product is annotated as Cytochrome P450 family protein sad. Gene Ontology annotation, molecular function: iron ion binding; oxidoreductase activity, acting on paired donors, with incorporation or reduction of molecular oxygen; heme binding. The coding region runs from base 1 to 1650 and encodes 549 amino acids. The record is from RefSeq and is a predicted model, not a curated record. Lineage: Eukaryota; Metazoa; Arthropoda; Arachnida; Mesostigmata; Phytoseiidae. The transcript has 6 exons.
AUGCUGUCCAGGAGUGCAACAGGUUUCUGUCGAAGCGUGAUUGGACAGCUAGGAGUCGUCCGAAGUUCAGCUACUGUCACAUUGCCCGGCGUUGAUCAUGAGCUCGAACAACAGAGCUCGAGUGGCUGCCCUUUCCACGCUCUCUGGGCUACGAAAAAAAGAUCCGCCCCAUGUCCCGCCCAACGUCCAGCAACUGAGUUCGAAUCCGAGCGGUCUUUCGAGGAAAUGCCAUCCCCUCGGGCACUUCCGGUGCUCGGGACAUCUCUGGCCGUUAUGAAGUUUGGCGGCGCGCCGAGAAUCCACGAGUACUGUGAUAGCAGACAUAAGCAGCUAGGUCCCGUCUACAGAGAAAAUUUAGGAGCAGUCCAAGCCGUUUUUGUCGCCGAUUCCGCGUUGAUCCAGAAAGUGUAUGCACACGAGGGCAAGUAUCCUCAACACAUGGUGCCCGAAGCGUGGACGAUCUACAAUCAGAAAAACGAUAUCAAGCGGGGACUUUUUUUCAUGGACGGCAAAGAAUGGCAAGACCGCCGAAGAGCUCUCAACAACGUGUUCCUUCGGCCGAAAACGGUUUCUGAUCAUGUGCCAGUGUUCAACGAAGUGAUUUCCGACCUAUUGGCAAAUUGGCGUCACACAUCGUCUUUGAACAACGGAUGCCUCGACGAUCUUGAGAGACAUCUGUACAACUGGUCCAUCGAAUCUCUCGGGGCAAUGAUUUUCGGAAGGCGUCUCGGCUGCGUAUCAACCACUAACGACAGCGCCGAUAUUCAUGAGUUCGUCCAUUGCGUACAACAAAUCUUCUCCGAAUCCGCUAAAAUGGCCAUGGUGUCCCCGAAAUUGGCAAGUGCGCUUCGUCUACCUAUGUGGAGACGCUUCGAGAAGGCCGCGGGACGAGCACUGGAUCUCGGUCGGGAAUACGUGGAAGAGAACGUCAAUCAACUAUGCUCGAGAGGCAAGGGCGCUGCCCCGACGCCGGAAGAGACGAAGUCGGCGUCGUUGAUAGCGCAACUCCUGCAGCACUCGAACAUCGACCGUGAGGAGCUGGUCCGGAUCGUCAUCGACUUGUUCCUCGCUGCCGCUGACACCACAUCUCACGCGACCCAGUGGGCCUUCUAUCUAUUGUCGAGACACCCUGAAUCCCAACAGAAAAUCCUGAACGAGGUCAAUGAAGCCGUGGGGGCAAACCAGCACAUCACGGAAGACUGCCUGCCCAAUAUGCCGUACGUGAAAGCCGUCAUCAAAGAAGCUCUCCGACUUUACCCUGUGGCACCGUUCCUGACUAGGAUACUCGAUCAAGAAAUUUCGCUGAACGGUUACCGUGUACCUGCCGGGAAAUUGAUCCUGAUGUCGCUGUAUACUACGGGUCGCGAUCCCAAGAGCUUCCCCGAGCCAAAUUCAUUCAAACCCGAGAGGUGGCUGCGAGAAAACCGCUCAGAAUCGAAAGUUGACUCCUGGGCCUGCCUUCCCUUCGGUCUAGGAUCUCGGUCCUGCAUCGGACGUCGGAUAGCCGAGGUCCAGAUGCAGUUCCUUCUAGCGAGAACGGUGAAACAAUUCGAUAUAGGGCUUGCCACCGAGGGCGAAGUUCCGAUAAAAAUGCGGUUGAUCACAACACCGGAAAACCCGAUCUCACUAAAACUGACGCCACGUGAUUGA